Olea europaea var. sylvestris is the source of this 1591-nucleotide messenger RNA. RefSeq names its product IQ domain-containing protein IQM2-like. Lineage: Eukaryota; Viridiplantae; Streptophyta; Magnoliopsida; Lamiales; Oleaceae. The coding region runs from base 78 to 1265 and encodes 395 amino acids. The record is from RefSeq and is a predicted model, not a curated record. The transcript is spliced from 9 exons.
UUAAAUUUUCGAUUAUUGCUGGGUUUAGACCUUGAAUCAAGGAAUUCUCUACUGUUCCGUGUUGAAUUCAACUUCAAAUGAGUAAUAAGAGAAGAAAUGAAGAAUAUAGUGACUUUGAGAAUGAUGAAGAGAAAACUUCAAUACGAUUUGUUGGUUUCAAGGGCCAAGAUCCUGAACUCACAAUAUCACAAUCGAUUGAUUCUCACAACAGGUUACAGAAAGUAUCUGUUAACUUUCGAACAAGAGUUCGUCGUGUAUUGGAUAUCCAUAAAGAAUAUCCAUCAGGCAUUAUGGAGAACCGCAAGAUAGAAAAUCAAUUGCAUGGAUCAAACCACGUGAUUGAUCAAUUUGCUGAUUCUACACUUUUUGUUGUGCAGAGAUGGAGGAACCUGUUUGAUCUUGUUGAACUCGAUUAUAAUUCAGUGUCAUUCUUCGUUCUUAAGAAGAAACAGACUCCAAGUUCACGCUGGUUGAGAGUUGGGAAGGGAGCUGCCAGGGUAGGGAGAGGUCUAUUCAAGAAUGAGAAAGCUCAGAAACUUGUUUUAGAACAUUGGCUUGAGUUAAUUGAUGUUCAGCAUCGCUAUGGACAAAAUCUUCGAUUAUAUUUCAUAGAGUGGUUUCGUUCUUCAACCAUGGAACCCUUCUUCUACUGGUUAGAUAAAGGCGAAGGAAAGGACCUAAAUCUUUUGGAAAAAUGUCCUAGAUUGCAACUUCAACAGCAGUGCAUCAAAUAUCUUGAUGAUAUCGAAAGGAAAGCUUAUGAAGUUAUAGUGGAAGAUGGGAAGCUAUACUACAAGCAGAGUUGGAAAAUCCUUGACACCACUGGAGAACCAGAUGGUGUCAAAUGGAUUUCUGUGCUCAGCACCUCUAAGGAAUUAUACAUUGGACGGAAAACGAAAGGUGCAUUUCAUCACUCUAGCUUCUUGGCUGGAGAAGCCACGUCCGCUGCAGGGAGGAUAAUUGCUGAAAAGGGCAUUAUUAAAGAAUUGGGGCGUAAGAGUGGCCACUAUCGACCAACUGAAGAAAAUUUCCAGGACUUCCUCUCAUUUCUUAGGGAGAAAAAUUUGAAUGUCACACACAUUAAGCUAAACUCAUUGGACGACAAAGAACCACUUGGCCAAAAGGCCAGAUGUUUAUGGAGAAAUAACUCAUUGGAUGACAUUCCCGAUGAUAUAUUGGUGAUACAAAAGGAUGACCUGGACGACUCAACUUUAGAGAAGGUUGCUGUUGCUUCAGCAGAAUUAUCAUCCCAAAUGCCUUCUUAAAAGUCAGUCGAUAUUCAGACACCAUGUAAGGAUGAUCAAUGGAGUCUGUGCAAAGAUCAAAAGGUUGAAUCAAACUCCUACAUUGUCGUGUUAGAUUCUACGCAGAAUGAAUUAAAGCAUUGGAAACAUUCAUUUCUUUAAAUCUUUAUACAUUAAAUUUUUACUUUUAAAAUUCUUUUACUUGUACAAAAUUCUUCCUGUGGUGUUUUGAAGCAGGAAAUCCUGAAGAAGUUGAAUAAAUGACAUAUUAUUGUUUGAUGUUGACCAUGACUAGGUCUAAAUGCCUCAACAGUUAUAUGCAGCAUUAAAAGUAUUUAUUUCUCUAA